AGAGAAAGAGUGGACGACAGAAAGAAAGAGAGAGAGGGAGAAGGAGGACGGUGCCUGCGCCUCAGCAUCUCCGCUGUGCCUUUUGAUUCCUGCACGCUCACGGAUCUAAAAAGUCUUUCCAAUGCCCUGUUUUAAUUUUUUGUGAGCAGCUGAUUGAUCUUCCUUAUCUGAGGUUUGCCUGAUUAAGACUUUUCUAAGAGGCAUUUUUUUUCUUUUUUGGAGGAAAGACAGACAGAGAGAGAGAGAGACGCCAUUCCUGGAAAAAGUUGUGAUUUUUUUUCUUUCUUAUUUUUUCCUCCCCCUCUAGAAAAAACUCAAGUCUUUCCAUUUCUUGAGAAGUUUUUUAAAAAGUAAAGCCCUUCUUAUUUCCAGGGCUCGGCUCACUUUUUCCACGUGCUCCACGGUGCCCCAGCUUUUGACAUAUACGUGUCCACUUCUCUUUUAUUCUGCUGGUUUCAUUAUUUAUUAUCCGUCUUUUUUGACCUAUAAUUUGAGAUUAAAAUGAAAUUUCAAACAGCAGGACAGCCCCCCGUCUUGUGUGAUUCCUGUCACCAGCGCUUAAAUCAUUAAGCCAAACAAAGUUGUAAUGAUUUCAAGUCUUUUUGGUGGUUUGAAUACGCAAGCUGAAGCCGAUACGAGGUGAAACAAGGGGAGCUUGGCAUCGCAGCUCACCUGUAGCAUCUCUUCCUCUCAGCCAACUCACUUCCAUUUGCACUUUUUACGCACAAAAACGCCACUUUGUGACUAUUUCAACCUAGAGAAAUCUACUAUCUGAGGGGGGCAAUCGCACUCCAGACAGUCCAUUCAUUCUGUGAACUGAAAACACAACCACCUCUUGUCACUUCCACGGCGCCUUGGAGUGCGUAAAAAGAGCGCUGCGCUUUUACGCAAUAAAAAUAACUACAAAUCCAAGCUUUGAGUCAUCCCGGGAUCCAGAAACACCACAUAACAUCACAGCAACAACUUUUAACGAGACUUGAACGCCGCUUUCGCCGAGCCAGAGAGUCGCCCAGAGCCCCACAGAGACGCCGGGCUCUCCAUCACCAUGCUGUUCGACAGUUUCGACCUCGUCUCGGCUCUGGCCACCCUGGCCGCCUGCCUGGUGUCCAUGGCGCUGCUCCUCGCUGUCUCCCAGCAGCUGUGGCAGCUGAGAUGGACGGCCACCCGGGAUAAAAACUGCAAGCUGCCCAUGCCCAAGGGAUCCAUGGGCUUCCCCAUCAUCGGCGAGACCUGCCACUGGCUCUUCCAGGGCUCGGGCUUCCACGCGUCGCGGAGGCAGAAGUACGGCAACGUGUUCAAGACCCACCUGCUGGGCCGCCCGCUCAUCCGGGUGACGGGCGCCGAGAACGUGCGCAAGGUGCUGAUGGGCGAGCACACGCUGGUGACGGUGGACUGGCCCCAGAGCACCGCCACCCUGCUGGGCCCCAACUCGCUGGCCAACAGCAUCGGGGACAUCCACCGCAAGAGGAGGAAGGUGUUUGCUAAGGUGUUCAGCCACGAGGCCUUGGAGUCCUACCUGCCCAAGAUCCAGCAGGUCAUCCAGGAGAGCCUCCGGGUGUGGAGCUCCAACCCCGAACCCAUCAACGUCUACAGGGAGAGCCAGCGGCUGUCCUUCACCAUGGCCGUCAGGGUGCUGCUGGGCUUCAGGGUGUCCGAGGAGGAGAUGAGGCAUCUGUUCUCCACCUUCCAGGACUUUGUCGACAAUGUCUUCACCCUGCCUAUAGACCUGCCGUUCAGCGGCUACCGGAAGGGAAUCCGUGCACGGGACACGCUGCAGAAAGGCAUCGAGAAGGCCAUCAGGGAGAAGCCGUUGUGUUCGCAGGGGAAGGAUUACAGUGACGCGCUGGACGUCCUGAUGGAGAGCGCCAAAGAGAACGGCACCGAGCUCACCAUGCAGGAACUGAAGGAAUCCACCAUUGAGUUGAUCUUCGCUGCCUUCGCCACCACGGCCAGCGCCAGCACCUCCCUCAUCAUGCAGCUCCUCCGCCACCCCCCUGUCCUGGAGCGGCUGAGGGAGGAGCUGCGGGCCAGGGGCCUCCUCCACAACGGCUGCCUCUGCCCCGAGGGAGAGCUGAGGCUGGACACCAUCGUCAGCCUCAAGUACCUGGACUGUGUCAUCAAGGAGGUGCUGAGGCUCUUCACGCCCGUGUCUGGAGGCUACCGCACCGCCAUGCAGACCUUUGAACUGGACGGCGUCCAGAUCCCUAAAGGUUGGAGCGUGAUGUACAGCAUCCGGGACACACACGACACCUCGGCUGUCUUCAAGGACGUAGACGCUUUCGACCCUGACCGCUUCAGCCAGGAGAGGGGCGAAGACAAGGAGGGACGCUUCCACUACCUGCCGUUCGGCGGUGGCGUCCGGUCCUGCCUGGGCAAGCAGCUCGCCACCCUCUUCCUCCGCAUCCUGGCCAUUGAGCUGGCCAGCACCAGCCGCUUCGAGCUGGCCACCCGGCAGUUCCCCCGCGUGGUGAUGGUACCCGUGGUCCACCCGGUUGACGGGCUGAAGGUCAAGUUCUACGGCCUGGACUCCAACCAGAAUGAGAUCAUGGCCAAGUCAGAAGAGCUGCUGGGAGCGACGGUUUGAAGAGUGGAGAGACGAUCGAAGAAGGGGUGGUGAGGGAUCGAUCGAGGGAAGGAUGAGAGAGAAGAUUGAAGGAAAGAGAGAAGGAUUGGCAGAGAAAGAUUUUCCUCUCCCCCCACUUCGUUCUCGCAAGUUGGAGGUUCCUUUUGAGACUGAAAGAAAAGCAGAAGUCUUCGUCUCUUGUUCCAAUUGAUGAUGAUCAGGACUUUCCUCAGAGAAAGAAAGAAGCUGCCAAAAAAGUUUCUAAUUAUGCUCUAUUGUGCGUAUUUUUUUAAAGAAAUAUACAAACAAAAUGUAUGUUUAAAAAAAGCUAUGUAAUAUAAUUUGAAAUAGAAUGUGGGUAAUGCACAAUGGGAGAAAGAAGUAUGGAGAUACUUUUGGUGAAAUGAAGUGAUGAAAAGUAAAAGAUUAACAUGAUAGUGGAAGGAAGGAGAGAUGGAUGAAACAGGGUAUAGGAUGAAAAAGUAUGUGCUUAAUCAAAAUCAAUGGACCAUUUCAAUUGUCUACCAGGGUAAAUGAGAUUAUAUAGAUUGGGUUAUAUUAGUAAACUAGACGGAAAAUUAUGUAUAUUUUCGGGUCUGAAUUGGUUAA
Molecule: messenger RNA, 3172 nt
Organism: Myripristis murdjan (pinecone soldierfish)
Lineage: Eukaryota; Metazoa; Chordata; Actinopteri; Holocentriformes; Holocentridae
Gene: cyp26b1
Product: cytochrome P450, family 26, subfamily b, polypeptide 1
Exons: 7
Coding region: 1046-2584 (512 amino acids)
Biological process (GO): sterol metabolic process
Molecular function (GO): monooxygenase activity; iron ion binding; oxidoreductase activity, acting on paired donors, with incorporation or reduction of molecular oxygen
Source: RefSeq, a predicted model, not a curated record